AUGGUUCGUACGCGUGGACGCGCAAAGCCAUUGGGUGCCGGAAAAUGUGCUCUAAAAAUCUCUGAAGUGUGGUUUCUUGGUUGUACACUUUUCAUUUUCGGCAGUCUUAUAGAAUUUGCAUUUGUAAACACUAUUUGGCGACGUAAACGCAAUGUGGAUGUGAAGAAAAUGAGUAGCAAGCAUAUACUUAAGUCAACAUUAUCGCCGCGCGCUUCACGUCGUCCCACCGGUCGUUCACGUUCAUUCUGUGUGGCGCCUGAUGCUAAUCAAGCAUCCAAUGAUCCAACCGCAUUUAAUAAUUACCUAACCCUACAUAAUAUACCAAUACAUACCAUACAUGAGAAUGAAGCAUUGGAUAACAUAUCGAAAAUUACGAGUUUCAGCGGCACUACAACAAAUACUUGCGAUUCAAUGCCUUAUAGCAAGCGUGAUCUAAUCAAUGUGCAAUCUGGAGAAGCAGGCCAAAAUAACGGUUGGACUACACUAACUCCUCAAGAAAUAUCCAUGUGGAUCGAUAAGAAGGUACGUUGCUUAUUUCCGCUGGCUUUUCUUGCUUUCAACAUAUUCUUUUGGACGUUUGUCUAUGUGGUGUAAUGCGGCAGAGGUUACAGAAUUCGUAGAAGAUGUAUUCAUUGGCGCUCAUUUGCAGGUGCGUGCUAAAAGACUAUAUUGCCUAUAUUAAACUUCAUUUCACUCAUUUAUUUGGGAAAUAUUUAGUGGGGCGGGGGGCGGAGGGGGAGUCGCCACUUUACGAAAAGCCCCACCCCCUCCUUGGGGACCUCCCACAGACCCCUAGGGAACCGUUUGAAAAUGGGGUAAAAACGGCAUUUUCCGAGGCAAACUGAGCAGUUUGAAGUGGAAUAUAACCCAACCAACAGAAUCUGUGGGGCGAAAAAAGGAGGGCUAAACACCUUUCGCAGAGAACACCUUUGUGCGUAGGCGGCCUUCGGCCGCACUUAGGGAUUAUAACCCUCAGGCAGUAGAAUUCCCCUUUCUGUUUUGCGAAUAAAAGGAGCUGAAUACCUUUUACAGAGAACACCUUUAUAUAUUUUUAAUGCUUACAGGGUUAUAUCCUAUUUUCUUUUGUCUCUCAUUUUUUGCAUAUUUUGGAGUUUGACAGCUGAACUACGCUAUUUAAUUUGCAUAUGCAACAAAAGUCAGACGCAUGAUUUAGAAGGUGCUUUUAUUUAAUAAAUUGUGAUUAAUUGGUUAAUAUUAAAGUUAUAAAGAAAGUUAUAGCUCAUCGAGUAAAGUGUA
Molecule: messenger RNA, 1257 nt
Organism: Rhagoletis pomonella (apple maggot)
Lineage: Eukaryota; Metazoa; Arthropoda; Insecta; Diptera; Tephritidae
Product: pH-sensitive chloride channel 2-like
Exons: 3
Coding region: 1-594 (197 amino acids)
Biological process (GO): monoatomic ion transmembrane transport
Cellular component (GO): membrane
Molecular function (GO): monoatomic ion channel activity; transmembrane signaling receptor activity
Source: RefSeq, a predicted model, not a curated record